This is a messenger RNA of Sinocyclocheilus rhinocerous, 27027 nucleotides long. Its product is annotated as protein piccolo-like. Gene Ontology annotation, molecular function: metal ion binding; structural constituent of presynaptic active zone; protein binding. The record is from RefSeq and is a predicted model, not a curated record. Gene Ontology annotation, cellular component: axon; glutamatergic synapse; GABA-ergic synapse. NCBI's taxonomy places the organism in Eukaryota, Metazoa, Chordata, Actinopteri, Cypriniformes, Cyprinidae. Bases 263 to 25798 code for a protein of 8511 amino acids. Gene Ontology annotation, biological process: presynaptic active zone assembly; protein localization to synapse. The transcript is spliced from 38 exons.
GAACAUGGAUGGCAAGGAGAGACGCUGAUGUACUGUGGAUUUAACAGCUUUUUAAGGGAAUUCACACAGCCUAACGCCAUUAAACACACUGGACUUGGGUUAUUUGCAUGCGUUCAACCUUAAUUUGUUGGGGCUAAAAUUAGGGACACUGGAGGUAAAUGUGAGGGAUAACUUCAACUAGAGAGAGACUCCCUCCUCUGGGCUCCCCCCAUCCCAGCCCUCUCCUACACCAGUCUUCAGAGCCCCAUUCCCAACAGCCAACAUGUUCUCCUCCAACUUUCUGAGUGGGGGGAAUCCUCUAAGUGCAAUGUCCUCUGCUGUAAACAAGUUCAGUCGUUUUGGGGAUGAGGAGGAAAAGCAACAACAGCAGCCUCCAGGACCCUCAAAGCAGAAGGAUCCUCAACAGCAGGGGAAUGGCCAACCAGCCUCACAGGGGCCUCAGAGGCAAAGUGGACAGCAGACACAGGGUGUGGGAAUGGGUGGCCAAGGAGCUGGACGAGGUGGAUCUCAACCACAAGGAGCUGGACGGGGUGGAUCUCAACCACAAGAAGCUGGACGGGGAAGUCCUGUACAGCAAAGAGCUGGGAGAGGAGGUCCUCCACAACAGGGAGAAGGCAGGGGAGGAUUGCAACAAGGAGCAGGUGGGGGUGGAUCUCCUAAGCAGGGAGCUGGACGGGGUGGAUCUCAACCACAAGGAGCUGGACGGGGAAGUCCUGUACAGCAAAGAGCUGGGAGAGGAGGUCCUCCACAACAGGGAGAAGGCAGGGGAGGAUUGCAACAAGGAGCAGGUGGGGGUGGAUCUCCUAAGCAGGGUGUUGGGAAGGGUGGACCUCAACAACAAGGCCCAAGUGGACCUGCGUCUCAUCCAGGAGGUGCAGUUGGCUCAAGGCCUCCUUCAUCAGAGCCUCAAGUGAAAGGUGGACCUGGAGCUGGGGUGAAAUCCCUCUGUCCAGUCUGUAAAAAUACAGAACUCAAUCUUAAGUCUAAGGAUUCGCCCAACCAUAACACCUGCUCACAAUGUAAAUCAGUGGUCUGCAACAUGUGUGGGUUCAGUCCUCCGGAUGCAACUGCUAAGGAGUGGCUUUGCCUGAAUUGCCAGAUGCAGAGGGCUCUGGGAGGGGCAGAGAACAGCGGACCUCCUACGCUAAAAGCCCAGCCACAGCCCAAGGACUCCGUACCAUCACAGAACCCUGCAAAGAAAAACACUCCUCAUAGUAAGCAGAUGCCCCCAUCUGCCAGCCAGCCAACCAAACCAACAGAGGGUCAGAAACCGUCAAGCCAGUCCAGCACAAGGGCAGCUCAUCCAUCGGAGCAAACGUCACAACAAAAACCUCCUCCACAACAGACGACAAAAGGUGCUCCUCCUGCCAAAACUGAGAUACCAUCAAAGACUGAGCCCCCUAAAAAAGAAGAAGAGUCCAGUUUCUUUGGUUUCGGUUUUGGUGGCGCUCGAUCCCGCUCUCCUUCUCCACAGCCCGGUGCCUCUUCUGUUUCUGGAAAGGUUCUAGGCUUUGGUUCUUCAUUUCUUAGCUCAGCGUCCAAUUUGAUUUCAGCUGUCCAGGAUGAGCCCUCCACAACCCCACCAACCUCUCGAAAAGGUUCCACCAUUUCCCAAACCUCUGUCAAGACUUCCACACCCCCUUCCUCAAGAAAAGGCUCAGAGGCCACUAAGGGCUCCACCAGUGUUCCUAAAUCACAGACACAGGAGGGAAAAAUGCAACAGCAACAAAGUAAACCCCAAGACACUCAAAAAACAACGACAACAAAGGAAACCACAUCUGCUCAGGCCACUAAAUUAGAUCAAAGCCCAAAACUUCCUCCCAAAGCCUGUCCACUCUGCAAGGCAAACCUGAGAAGAGAUCCUCCCAACUACAGUACCUGCACUGAAUGCAAGGCCAUCGUGUGUAAUCAGUGCGGAUUUAAUCCUGUGCCUCAUCAAACAGAGGCAAAAGAGUGGCUUUGCUUAAACUGCCAGACACAGAGAGCGCUGAAAGGAAUAGAGCCUCCGGGACAACCCACUAUAAAGUCCCAAACACAGCCCAGCAAAUCUCAAAAGAUGGAAUCUACACAUGGUCCUUUAGAGAAACAGCCCACAGCUCAGCCAACAAAGACUAGUCCUGCCAACCAACCUGCUUCUCAGAAAAAGGAAAUGCAUGAACAGACUAGUGCAGCAGGAGCAAAGCAAGCUCCCUCUCCUAAGCCUUUACAGCAACCGACAGCAAAAAAUGCCCCCUCUCCUUCUGUGUCUAAAGCAGCACCACCGGCUGAGACUGAGCAAGAACAGUCAGGAUUUUUCGGCUUUUCGGGCUUUGGUGGAGCCCGGUCACGAUCACCAUCCCCUCAGCCUGCUGUUUCGGCCAUGUCUGGUAAGGUCCUAGGAUUUAAGUCGUCCUUCCUGAGCUCAGCAUCUAAUCUCAUUUCAUCAGCGGUUCAAGAUGAACCUUCUACGACACCACCAAAUAACCCUCAAGCACCUUCAGUCUCUCAAACUUCCCUCAAGACUUCUACUCCACCGACGUCUCUCAAAGGCUCCGCAUCAUCGCAAGGGGCUGCAUUAUCAGCAUCUACAGGAAAGGCUAAUCAAUCAGAUGGUCAGAAAGAAGAGAAAACGACAGAGCUAAAUGCAGACCAAAAGAACAAAGCACCAAUAUCUCAAAUUAAAAAAGCCGAACCGUCUUCACAGAUGCCAAAAGCAGACAAAGGCCCUCAAACCUUGCCCAAAUCCUGCCCACUCUGUAAGGUAGAAAUCAAAAAGGACCUUGCCAACUACAACACUUGUACUGAGUGCAAAAACACUGUGUGCAAUCUAUGUGGGUUCAACCCAACGCCACAUCAAACAGAGUUGAAAGAAUGGCUUUGUCUGAACUGUCAGACUCAAAGAGCUCUAAGAGGAAUGGAGCCACCAGGAGCAGCGCAGCCCAACAAAAUCCCUUCCACUCAACCAAUGGCUUCACCCUCAAUUCAAAAGAAAGGUGUUUCUGAAUUAGGCAAGAAAAUUGACCCUCCUCAGAAAUUACAAGAACAACAAACCAAGGCUCUAAAUGGUACUCUGCCCAUCCAAAAAGCCCAGCAGCAAGAAAAUGAAGCCAAAUCUGAAGUUUCUGCCAAGACAGCCAAGGAAGGAACUGGAUUUUUGGGUUUUGGUGGUGCUAGGUCAAGGUCUCCAUCUCCUCAGCCUGCUAUGUCUGCUGUAUCUGGGAAGGUUCUUGGCUUUGGUUCCUCCUUUCUCAGCUCAGCAUCUAAUUUAAUAUCCUCAGCUGUGCAAGAUGAGACAUCUACAACACCACCAACCUCCCGCAAAGCUUCCACAGUUUCCCAGAGCUCAACACCACCCACGUCUCGGAAGAGCUCUGCUGUUCCACAGACCACAAACACAGGGGAUAAUAAACAACCUACUGCACAAAAACAAGAAAAAAAGAUUUCUGAGUCACCUCAGCUAUCCAGUAAAUCUUCUGUGAAAGCAAAAACAGACCAAACAUUGUCUGCAAAAGUUGACAAAACUCCCCUCCCUCUUCCCAAAAUCUGUCCACUUUGCAAGGCAGAUAUUACCAGUGAUCCUCCUAAUUUUAGCACCUGCACCGAUUGCAAAAACAUUGUGUGUAACCGUUGUGGAUUUAACCCCAUGCCUCAUCAAAAAGAGGUGAAGGAAUGGCUCUGUUUAAAUUGCCAGAUAAAGAGAGCACCUGAACCUUCAAGUCUAAAUCCCCAGCUACAGACUAAUGCUGGCUCACAACAAGACAAAACAGCUCCACAUCAGCCUCCUCCAGGAGCCAGUAGAACUGAGGACCAGUCAAAAACAGCAAAUCUCCCAAAUGAAAAACCUGCACAGAAAGAAACUAUAAAACCUCAACAGCCAAAAGAUAGUAGUGCCCCAGCCAAAUCCGAAACCACAACACAAUCAGAUUCCUCCAAAGAAGAUACAGGUUUCUUUGGCUUUGGUUUUGGUGGUGCUCGAUCUCGAUCACCUUCUCCUCAACCUGUUGUCUCGGAGAAGGUUCUAGGGUUUGGUUCCUCGUUCCUCAGCUCAGCAUCUAAUCUCAUAUCUUCAGUAGUUCAAGAUGAGUCCUCCACAACACCGCCACCACCUCGUAAAGGUACAACAGUUUCUCAGACCUCGGUGAAGUCUACAACGCCGCCCGCCUCUCGUAAGGGUUCAUCGGUUUCACAGACAUCUCUCAAAACCACAUCUGCUGUGGCAGCAGCAGCUACAUCCCGCAAGGGAUCUACAGCAUCCCAACACUCAACAAAAAUGCAGGCUGUGGAAAAUAAGCCUCUUUCUCAAAAGCAGUUGGCAGACAAGAAGUCCAUGCAAUCUCAACCUUUCAAAGCACCAUCUACACCUCCAUCAAAGCCUCAAGCAGCUGAUAUGUCCUCUCAGUCUCUGCCUAAAGAAUGCCCACUUUGCAAAGUAGAGCUCAAGAAAGAUCCUUCUAACUUCAACACCUGCACUAAAUGCAAGAGCAUUGUAUGUAACCUCUGUGGGUUUAAUCCCAUGCCUCAUCAAACCGAGGCAAAGGAGUGGCUUUGCUUGACCUGUCAGGUGCAGCGAGCAUCAAUGCCUUCCCAUGCAGAGCCUCAAGAUCAAGCUAAGAAAGUAGCCCCAGUGCCAAAGAAGGAGGAGCAAGAUGUUCCAGAAUCUGUGCAGAAGAAACAAAAUGUGGAGGAAGCCACCAGAACUAGUCAGAAAACAGCUGUAGUAGGGAGAAAGGAGCCCACUGAUGUGACACCACAAGAGCUCAGUCAACCGAAGAUAUCACAGCAGGUGAAAUCAGACAAACCUCAUCAAGAGGAGUCUGGAUUUUUUGGUUUUGGCUUCGGUGGGGCUCGAUCCAGGUCUCCUUCACCUCAACCUGCUGUUUCUGCUGUGUCUGGGAAAGUUUUAGGCUUUGGUUCCUCCUUCCUUAGCACAGCCUCUAAUCUGAUAUCAUCAGCUGUUCAGGAUGAACCUUCCACAACACCGCCAACCUCCCGCAAAGGUUCGUCAGUUUCAGAAACAACACCUCCUCCUGGCUCCCGUAAAGGCUCUACAGUAUCUCAGUCAUUGUUCAACAACAACACAACGUCUCCUAGCUCACAAAAAGGUUCUGUAACCACACAAGGUUCCCAGAAAGCUCAACCUAGUAAAGAUACUAAACUAUCAAUUGGACAGAAACAAGAGGAGAAGACACCAUCACUUCAACAGGCUAAGGAGCCAUCAAAUAAAGUAAAAGAGGAUAAAUCAGAGACACCUAUAUCCAAGCCUCUUCCCAAGGUCUGCCCAAUUUGCAAGGUGGAGCUCAAGAAAGAUCAGUACAACAGCUGCACUGAAUGCAAAAAUUUCGUAUGUAACUUGUGUGGGUUCAACCCUAUGCCCCAUGAAGAUGAGAUGAAGUGGCUGUGUUUGGCGUGUCAGAUGAAGAAAGCACCACAACCUCAUCCUGCACAGCUUCAGUCACACGCUAAGGAAGCUGCACCACUUAAAAUGGAUACUCCCACUCCAGAUGCUUCACAGAAAAAGCCACAUCUUCCAGCAGAUGCCGUUCAAAAGGAUAAGAAACCAGAAGUGGAAGAGAAACAAGACAAUAAGCAAACAUUAGCAGAAACUGAACAACCCACCCAAAGAGAAACGAAACAACAUCAUAUUGCAGAAGUUCCAAAGUCAGAAUCUCAAAAAACUGAUCCGCAACCAGAUAAACCUGGAUUCUUUGGGUUCGGUUUUGGAGGAGCUAGAUCUCGAUCACCUUCUCCUCAGCCUGCUGUCUCAGAGAAGGUUCUAGGGUUUGGUUCUUCAUUCUUAAGCUCAGCAUCUAAUCUAAUCUCAACAGCUGUUCAAGAUGAGUCCUCUACAACACCGUCUAGUUCUCGCAAGGCUUCAACAGCUUCUCAAAUAUCUGAUAAGACACCACCAAUCUCUCGCAAAGUUUCCGCAGUUUCACAAAUCUCCAGUAAAGUUAAUACCACUCCACCUUCCUCUCGUAAGGGUUCUACAGUUUCACAGACGUCUGUUAAAACAACUCCUGCAACCUCACAGAAGGAGUCUGAAGCUGCAGUAAACUCUAAAAGCAUUGAAAAUACAGAUGGGGCAAAAACUAAAGUUGCAAAAAAAGGAGAAGAAACCACUAAAGGAGCUACCCCACAGCAGCAAAGACAAGGAAAGUCCCAAGAUGGACAUAUUCCUGUCUCCUCUGAAAUCCCUGAAGAGUCUAGAGGUAGAUCUCAGACUCCGUUACUUCCACCUGCAGCAUCUGCUGUCUCUGGGAAGGUUUUGGGAUUUGGUUCCUCCCUCUUUAGCUCAGCAAGUAAUCUGAUCUCAUCAGCUCUAGAUGAGCCUUCUACAACACCACCCACUUCUCGCAAAGGAUCCACAUCUUCCCAACUAUCUGCUAAGACUACAACCCCACCCUCAUCUCGUAAAGGCUCUUCAGUUUCCCAGACUUCAGAUAAAAUUACCACUCCACCUUCCUCACGAAAGGGUUCUGGAGUUUCUCAGACCGGCACACCUCCUGCUUCCUCAAAAGGAUCUGAUGUCUCUCCUAAAAUUCUUCCUUCAGAUGACAAAAAAGUACAUCCUGAAAAUAUACAAGAACAGAUAAAAAAAGAUAAGAAAUCCAUGGUCAGUCAGGCACAGCCAACAAUUGUAUCAGUUACAAAAGAUAGAGAUCUACCAGAAACAACAAGGACAGAGCCCACUAAAUCAUUUCCCAAAGCCUGCCCUCUCUGUGAAGUCGAUUUGCAGAAGGAGCCUCCCAAUUACAAUACCUGUACCGACUGCAAAAACACUGUGUGUAAUCUAUGUGGCUUUAACCCCAUGCCCCAUGAGACAGAGAAAAAGGAGUGGCUAUGUCUGAACUGCCAGAUGCAAAGAGCUCAAGCUGAGACUGACAAAGUACCUCCACCAGUAUCACCACUAAAGAAAGCAACACCAACUCCUGUUCCUCCCCAGAAGAAGCCACUUGAUUCCACAGAUGCUACUGAAAAAGAAAAUACUUCACUAUCUAAAGGUGCAACACCAGGGUCUAGGAAGGCUAGUGCAGUUCCACCAACACAGAAUCCACCCCAGCAGCAGGACAUCAAAAAUCCAGUACAGCCAACACAGAAGGAUGAUACUGUAUCCACAAAAUCUACUGCCUCACCAAAGGCUGCAUCCACAAAAGAAGAGAGUGGCUUGUUUGGUUUUGGACGCUCUAGAUCACCUUCUCCCCAACCUGCUGCUUCCAGUGUUUCUGGGAAGGUCUUUGGAUUUGGUUCUUCCCUGUUGAGUUCGGCUUCUAAUCUUAUCUCCACCGCUGUACAAGAUGAAUCCUCCACCACACUCCUUGCAACUCAGCAACAGGUUUCAUCAGCUUCACAUACUCCUGUGACGACUACAUUAACACCAGCUACUUCUCAGAAGGGAUCAGCAGAUGUGUCACCAAAACAGAGAGCUAAAUCUGUUGAAAAUCAGCAGAAAGACAAGAAACCUGAAGAGAAAAUGACAGAAGUUCAGGGAAAAGCUGUAAAAGAGGGUGACCACACGUCAGAGCCUCCAAAAACUUGCCCUCAAAAUGAAAUAAUAGUGGUCUUUAUUUCUCAUAAUUAUAUGGUUACCAUUUUCAUCAUCCUACAGGUGAAGGAAUGGCUGUGUUUGAACUGCCAGAUGCAGAGAGCUCCCGAACCUACAGUUGUGAAACCAGGAACUACUAAAUUACCACCACCUGCAUCACCAAAAAAACAAGACACUGGGGGUGUUGUAGCAGAGGAUAAUGCUUCUGCGAAACAAGAAGGCAAACCAAAUCUGGCAGAUUCCAAACAAACUACAUCAGAGGCCCAAAUCCAGAAAAAUGUCUUACCUGCCAAAUCUGAUCAACCAUCUAAAUCGGAAUCUUCUAAACAGGAUUCAGAUUUUUUCAGCUUUGGUUUUGGUGGUUCUCGUUCAAGGUCACCAUCUCCUCAGCCCACUGUGUCUUUUGUCUCUGGGAAGGUUCUAGGCUUCGGUUCCUCCUUCCUUAGCUCAGCAUCCAAUCUGAUCUCCUCGGCUGUCCAGGAUGAACCUUCUAAAACUCCACCAACUUCUCGCAAAGGGUCUACAGUUUCCCAGACUUCGAAUAAGACAACACCAACACCUCCCACUUCUCGAAAAGAAUCAGUAGCUCCACAAGACACUAAACUAAAUCUUACUGCAGCAAAAUCAAAUCCAACCCUUUCACCAACCCAAGAACAGAAAAAGCCACCAGAUGCUCAAUCAUCCAAACCUCUACAAGCUCAAGUGAAAGAGGAGCAUCCAAGAACUUGCCCACUCUGUAAAGAGACCCUUAAGAAGGACCCACAAAACUAUAGCUCUUGCACUUCUUGCAAAAGCAUUGUUUGCAAUCUCUGUGGAUUCAAUCCCACUCCACAUCAAACUGAAGUGAAGGAGUGGCUGUGUUUGACCUGCCAAAUGCAGAGAACUUCAGGUCCUCCCCCAGCUCAGCCACAGUCUAACAAAGUACUUCCACCAGCAUCUCCACAAAAGGAAAAGACUCCAGAGAAGAAGCCAAGUGUUACAGCUGAGCAGGAAAAGAAACCUCCUAUAGAUACCAAAACACCAACAACACCAAAUACUCAAAUAUCUAAACGUGAUGCUUCUCCUUCCAAGUCUGCUCCACUACCUAAAGGUGAACAGAUUAAAGAAGAGUCAAGUUUCUUUGGCUUUGGUUUCGGUGGUGCUCGAUCUCGAUCUCCCUCUCCUCAGACUGCUGUCUCUGAUAAGGUUUUUGGUUUUGGAUCCUCCAUCCUCAGCUCAGCAUCUAACCUGAUCUCUUCGGCUGUUCAGGAUGAAUCCUCCACCAAAACUCCACCAACAUCUCGCAAGGGAUCUACAGUUUCCCAGACUUUAAAUAAGACCACACCAACACCACCUACUUCUCGAAAAGGAUCAGUUGCUCCUCAGGAUGCUAAACAAAAUCCACCUGAAGGGGAAUCAAAGCCAGUUGUUACAACAAUACUAGAACCAAAGCCAGUGCAGAAAACCUCAGAUCCUAAUUUGGCCAAACCUCCACAUGCUCCAGAGGAGCUUCCAAAAACCUGUCCACUUUGCAAAGAAACUCUGAAGAAGGACCCACAGAACUACAGCUCUUGUAGUUCUUGCCAGAAAAUUGUUUGUAAUCUCUGUGGAUUCAAUCCCAAUCCCCAUCAAACUGAGGUGAAGGAAUGGCUAUGCUUGACCUGCCAGGUACAGAGAACCUCAGGACCUUCCCCUGCUCAGCCACAACCACAAUCCAACAAAGUACCACCAGCCUCUCCAGAAAAGAAAGUGGCUCAAAUUCCAACUUCCCCAGAAAAGCAGCAGAGUGUCCCUGCUGAGCAGGACAAUAAACCUCCAGCAGAGACUAAAAAACCUACAAUUAGUCUAACUCCAAAUGAUCAAAAGUCUAAAGGUGUAGCUUCUCCUUCCAAACCUGCUCCAUCAUCUAAAGUCGAACAGAUUAAGGAAGAGUCUAGUUUCUUUGGCUUUGGUUUUGGAGGUGCUCGAUCCCGGUCACCUUCUCCUCAAUCUGCUGUCUCUGAGAAAGUUAUGGGUUUUGGGUCGUCCUUCCUUAGUUCAGCAUCUAAUCUGAUAUCCUCAACCAUUCAGGAUGAGUCAUCCACCAAAACUCCACCAAGUUCUCGUAAGGGAUCCACUGUGUCCCAAAGUUCUGUUAAGACAACUCCAACACCACCUACCUCUCGAAAAGGUUCAGAAGCUUCACAAGCCACACAAAAAAUUAAACUGGCAGAAGAAGCCAAACUUAUUACUGCACAGAAACAGGAUGAAAAGAAAAAAGAGGGAAUUAAACCACAGGAUGAGAUGACCAAAGAACCAAUCGCUGAUGUGAAAAUUAACAGACCAGUUCCAGAGCUUCCAAAAGCCUGUCCACUCUGUAAAGUGGACAUAAAGAGGGAUCCACCAAAUUACAACACUUGCACUGAAUGCAAGGACACGGUGUGCAAUCUUUGUGGAUUUAAUCCCAUGCCACAUCAAACUGAGGUUAAGAAAUGGCUGUGUUUGAACUGCCAGGUGAAGAAAGCUCAAGUGUCUCCCUCUGCCCAACCACAGCCACAGGUUAGCAAAGCAUCUCCACCAACAAUACCAGAAAACAAGGAGGCUCUCAUACAUACUCCAAUUCCAGUGUCUCCAAAAAAUAAGCCAGAUGUUAUUGGGAAGAUAAGCACAUCAGUUGCUAAAGAGAAUCAAGAGAACAAACCUACACAAGCUUCAACACAACCAACUGAAAUGCCAAAACAUGAUCCUUCUCCUGCAAAAUCGAUUGUACAACAGAUACCAGAACCUUCUAAAGAGGAAUCAGGUUUCUUUAGCUUUGGUUUUGGUGGUGCUCAAUCUGGAUCCCCUCAGCCUUCAGUGACUGCUGUCUCAGGGAAGGUUCUGGGAUUUGGAUCCUCCUUUUUGAACUCUGCAUCUAAUCUAAUCUCCUCAGCUGUUCAAGAUGAGUCCUCCACACCGCCACCAACUUCUCGUAAGACUUCCACAGCUUCUGAAACAUCUGCAAAGACUACAACACCACCAACAUCUCGCAAGGCAUCUGUGGUUUCCCAAACUUCAGUUAAGACUACACCAACACUACCCGCUUCUCGGAAAGGAUCUGUUACUUCUCAACAAGUUCCACCUACUGGUGACACAAAAGCACCUAUAACAGACAAGCCAAAGGAGGACAAAACAGAUGAGAAGCAGGUGCAACAGGCUUCAGCAGUACCUGAAGCUUCAGUAGUAGCAGUGGCAGCUCCUAAAGCAGAAACCAGAGCAUGUCCUAUUUGCAAAGUGGAUCUUAAUGUGGGUUCAAAGGACAUCCCUAACUACAGGACCUGCACUGAGUGCAAGAACACUGUUUGUAACCUCUGUGGAUUCAAACCAACACCCCAUCAAACAGAGGUCAAUGAAUGGCUUUGUUUGAACUGCCAAACAAAGCGAGCAUUAAAUGGAAUGGAACCACAAGGACCUCCAAAAAUGAAGACCCAUGAACAACCUGAAAAUGUCUCCACCUCAGCACCGCAUCCAAGAACAGAAAGUAUAACACCAGGGGCACCAUCAUUAGUGUCAACCGUGGUUCCUAAUGUUGCUGAAACCCAGAAGAAAGAGAUUCAAACUGCAGCCAUCCUUGAUAAAACUAAGACUCCUGUUUCAGUGGAUGUCCAAAAGAAAGAAUCAGUCUCAGCUUCACCACAACCACUAGAGACAAACAUAAAGGUACAACCUGCAUCAUCUAAGAAGAAAGAAACAUCAGAUUCAAAGAGAGACAAAGAAACUGACACACUCUUAGAGGAGUCUGACAAGUCCCCAGAAAAAUAUGCUCCACCUCCACAGGCAGAGCCACCAAAACAGGAAUCCAGGUUCUUUGGUUUUGGAUUUAGUGGUCCUAAGGUACAACCUGCUUCCUCUAAGCCAUCUGAGUCAACCACAGGGAAACUCUUUGGCUUUGGUGGCUUGACAGAAACAGCUAGAUCUCGAUCACCAUCACCACAGUCUGUUUCUGCUGUGUCUGGAAAAGUUCUGGGCUUUGGAUCCUCUAUAUUUAGCUCAGCAUCUAAUUUAAUCAGCUCAGCUGUACAGGAUGAACCUUCCACAACACCACCAACUUCUCGAAAGGCAUCCACAGUUUCCCAGACCUCUGCUAAGACUACUCCUCCCACAUCUCGCAAAGGAUCUGCAGUGGCACAAGCCUCUAGUAAGAUAGGAGACACCAAAUCACAUGCAGGGCAAGAUGCAGAGAAACCAGCAGAGAAAAAAGCAGAAAUCAAGCAAGUCACAGCACCCAAACCACCUCAGAAACCUGCUCCUAAAGAAGGCAAGACCAAUUGUCCAUUAUGCAAAGUGGAACUCAAUAUUGGUUCCGAGGAUGCCAAGAAUUUUAACGCAUGCACAGAAUGCAAGACAACAGUGUGCAACCAAUGUGGAUUUAAUCCAAUGCCUCGUCAAACAGAGGUUGAGGAAUGGCUCUGCCUGAAUUGCCAGGUACAACGGGCACAGGCAGGGAUUAAAACAUCUGAAAGUCCCACAGUGAAACCUCAGCCAGUUCCCUUAGUGAAAGACGACCAAACUCCAUCCAAAGUUGACAAGAUAUCUACAGCUCCAGUUGAGUCUAAACCUGAUGAGAAGCCUGCUGCAGCUGAAAAGAAAGCUGCCCCUGCUCAAGAAAUAAAGAAAGAGAUCUCAGUUCCAAGCCCGCAACAAAAGGCAGGUACUGAUUCUAAGGCAACUGAUACAAUCACCCCAAGAAGAGAGCCUCCUAAGCAAAACGAUACUCAACAAGAUCCUGCGAAAACACAACAGCCACCCAAAGAUACAGCCACUCCCGUAAAAUCUGCUCCACCUGCCGAGGUUGGACCCCCAAAACAGGAAUCCAAUUUCUUUGGUUUUGGAUUAGGUGGUCCUAAAGCACAGCCUACUUAUUCUAAACCAUCUGAGUCAACCACAGGAAAGUUCUUUGGUGGAUUUGUUGGACUGACAGAAACGACUAGAUCUCGGUCACCCUCACCACAGUCAGUUUCUGCUGUCUCCGGGAAAGUUCUGGGCUUUGGAUCCUCAUUAUUUAGUUCGGCGUCUAAUCUGAUCUCCUCAGCUGUUCAAGAUGAGCCAUCCACAACACCUCCAACUUCACGAAAAGGCUCCACAGUUUCUACUGAGUCUGGUAAAUCUACCACAGCACCAGCUUCUCCCAAAGGCUCAGUGGCCUCUGCCAAGGCUACACCGCCAACAUCUCGCAAAGGAUCUGUUGCAACAGAACCUAAGAAGGUACUUCCUGAAAAAGAGAACAAACCACCUGUUGAAAAGAAACCAGAGCAGCACAAUGAGGCCAAAGUAUCAAGGAUACCUACUUCAGAAAAGGAUAAACCUGAAACUGGACAGGAUAAAUUAGUAAAAGAUCCUGAAAGUGCACCUCAACCAUCCACCUGCCCACUCUGCAAAGUGAAUCUUAACAUGGGCUCGAAGGACCCUCCUAAUUACAACACCUGCACUGAAUGUAAAAGCGUUGUAUGUCAUCUCUGUGGAUUUAACCCCAUGCCUCACCUUGCUGAGGUUGAGUGGUUGUGCUUGAAUUGUCAAACACAGAGAGCUCUAGCUGAUCAGCUGGGAGACAUGGGAAAAAUACCAAUAUCCAGCCCAAAAGACAAGUCUACAGUCACAUCCAAAAUACAGCUGCCUGAGACUCCUGCACCUGCACAGACAACUAUUCCAAAAUCUGAGCCAAAACCAUCACCUGGAAAGCAGGCAGAGGAGGAGAAAACCAAUUCUACUACUGUUGCAAAGGCAGCGGUGACCACUCCAGUGGUCCCUGCAUCUCUCUCUGUUGUUCCUACCACAGAUAUGCUGCAGACAGGGAUGACAGCUGUGGUGGCACCAAUACCAGCUGCAGAGACUCAGAAAGCUGUUUUUACUGCUGCUGAGGUCACUUUAAAAGAAACCGGCAAAGACAAAGUCCCUGACGAGACACAAGUAGAAACAGAACCGAUGUCUAUGCUUCCAGCAGUGCCAACUGAGGCAAAUGUAGUAAAGGUUAAAGAGGAUAUAUACACUCAACCUGCAAUAGAAGGACAACAGAAAGAUGUUGUGGUACAGAUGGAUAGCAGUCUUCCAGAAAUGUCUAAAGUAGACACCUUAAAAGCAGAUAUUAAAGAGCAACAUAAAAAGGACAUCUUGCCGGUAUCGGUAGAAUCAUACAGCUCGGCUGAGGAGGAGCUAAAGGAGAUACAGAGAGUAAGUGAAAUGGGCAUAAAAGAAACCGCUACAAAACUGUUGCCUGUCAGAGCACCAGACAGUGUAAAACAAUACCACGAGGACAGCAGUGAGAGUGAACCCUCCCCUCAGAUACAGAGAAGAAGAGUGAGGCCUGCUUCCUCUAGCAGUGAGGACUACAAACUAGACAGUUCAAAUUCUGGAGAUGACGAAGAGUUCAUACGCAGGCAACUGAUACACAUGGGAGAAGACGGGAACUUGCCUUCUGAUGAGGAAAAACACAGAGAAGAACAACACUCACAGCAAGAAACCAGAGAAGUUGAAAAAUCGGAUGAUUCCAUGAGGCCUAAACGUGCCCUAAAGAAACUUACUGUAGAGCCUGAGGAGAUUUCUGAUAUCACUCUGUCUUCUCACGACCAAGAUGAUCAAGUUGCCCAAGUCAUCCCAGUCUCAGAAGCAUUAGAAGAAAUCAGAGUGGAAAUAGAUUUGUCAAAUGACAAUGAGAAGAUCAUAGCUACUGACACCACAGCAGUUGCCAUCAUACAAAAAACUCCUGUUAGACAGACCAUGGAGGAGCAUGAGAGUCUGACUGAAGACUCGUCCAAGGGUGAUGGGUCAUCCAGUGUUCAGGUGUCUAGCAUCACACCAGGAACAGCUUCACCUACUUCUGUUUCCUCUAUUGAUGAGGACAGUGAUAGUAGCCCAAGUCAUAAAAAGGCCAGAGAGGAGAGUAAACAGCAAAGAAAGGCAAAACACAGACCUCAUGGUCAGGCCCUUCCCACUAUAGAAGACUCAUCUGAGGAGGAUGAGUUACAUGAGGAGGGUGAACAGAUGAAGCAGGAAGAUGAAAGAGAUGAUCAGCCGCAGUUAAGAAAGAUCAAGAAAAAAUUAAAGGCAGAAAGAGCUGAUCUGGGCAUGCAAAGGAGACGGGAUCAUUUGCCUAAAACUGAUAAAUUAAGGCAGGCAGCAGGGAUGGAGGAAUGGAAGUCCUCCUCCUCCUCUGAAUUUUCACCUAGUUUUGAAUCUGAACCAGAGAAUGCAGAAUACAGAACAUUAUCAUCUGAAACACAUGAUGCAGCAGAGAAGCCAUUAAAGACUGCUGAAGAAGUAUAUGAGGAAAUGAUGCAGAAAGCGCAGGAAUACAAAACAUCAGAGAAAUUCACACCACCUGAUAUUGAACCAUUAUAUGGAGGCAUGUUAAUAGAGGACUAUGCUUAUGAAACUUUAGUUGAAGAACAAGAACAGGCUGCAACAGCUCUUGGUAAAGUCACCCAAGAGCAAGAUUUGAGAAAGAUGUCUGAACAUGAGUCGGUGAGGAUACUUAUGACACCAGAUGAGGCUUAUGAAGAGAUGAUGAAUAAAAGAAGCAAGAUCAUGCAAAAAGAGAAGGAGGCUCAGCAAGCACAUGCAACAAAGAUCGACACAUCCUUGCCACUUGAUGUCAGUGACACUUGUUAUGUGAGUAUUUCUGGAAAUUAUGCACUUUCUACAGAUAAAAAUGCAAAGCCACUGUUGGAAACAGAGGAUGCCUAUGAAGAGCGAUUGAAGACACAAAACGAUGUUUUAACACCAGGAACAAGUCCUACUCCGUCAACUCCUGUGUCUCCAGCCUCCCCUCUGACUGUGUCUGAGUCAUCAUAUGAUUCCCCUGAGGUGAUACUCAUCCCUUCAAGUGGGGAAGAAGACAACUUAGCUGAACCUAUUGAAUGCAUUUUGGAGCCUUAUAUUACAGAUUCUACACUCAGAUUCUAUACUCAGAAUGUAUCUGGGAUUAAAGCUUUAUAUCCAAUUCCUGACUUAAAGAUCACUCAGUGCUCCUCUGGUGAAGAGGAAGUUGAAGAGGAGGACAGUGUCACACAAGAAAAAAUGUCCCCUGAGCCAACUGAUAUCCCUCAGAGUGAGGAGGAACCACAGGCCCCAGAAGAAUCAUUUGAAACUGUUCCCAUUUCUGUAAUAUGUGAAGUUCCUUCAUCAAAACGUGUUGUGGAGACGACAGCAAUAUCACCACUGUCUCCACCAACAUCUCCAGCAGUCUCAUCCCCAGAUUCAAAUAUGGAACUAACAACAGCACCAUCAUCCUCUCCGGUUUCUGGCCAGACAUCUGAAUUAACUACUCCAGCUAGCCCUAGUGUUGCUGAAGUUUCUGCCACAGUUGUAAUUCACAUUCCAGACUUGGUGUCUGAGCAAGCCACAACACACCCGUCAGCAACUGCUCCUGUUGCAUCAUCCACACAGAUUAUUGGAUCCCCUUCACCGGUCAUUCCAGCCUCACCACAUGUCUCAAAAAAUGCUGGCACUCCAACUCCUUCUGAAAUUCUUAUUUCAAAGCCAACACCAGGUCCAAAACCAACUCCUGCACCAAAACCAGCAGUUAUAUCAAAACCUACACAGGAAACAGUCCCUACUCCCGAUAGUGUUUCAUCCUGUACACUGGAUUCAGCUCUUCAAGAUUUAGCUCAAAGACCUUUGGCCGGUGCAAUACAUGAACCACUUUCAACUGCUGAAUCAGCCACAACAGACAAACAAGCUGUUGCACCAACAAUUCAUCCAAAAGUUGACCACGUAAAAACUCCUACUACUACAGUUGCUACGCCUAUUAUUCAGUCUCACAAAGGACCUUUAACACAAACUUCUGUUAUUGUUCAAAUGCCCAAUCUUGUGUCCCCUGCAUUAGGCCAUCCAGUUCAAGAACAAACUCCAGUUUCAAUGCCUACCCCGCCAUCCACUGCACAGAUGCCAGACCUGGUUACAUCUCCAUCUCCAUCUCAGUCAAUAUCUUUGACCUUUCCAGUACCUUGUCUAACCUAUGCCCCACUUCCAGCUAUAGUUUCAGCAGUGGAUCAAGCACCUAUUUCUGUUCCAACAAUGGUAUCAGUCUCAAUACCAGCAAAGGUUCUCUCUACAGACCAGACCAGCUCAGCUGUUGAACAAGUGGCCACACCACUGUCUGCUCAAUCCAGUAUUUCUGCUUUAGCAAAAGAGAUCCAGCCACCAACCAGUGUUUCUAUUCAAAUUCCUAUUCAGAGGCCAGCAGAAACCAGACUACACAUGACACCCCAAUUAGGCCAAGCAGCCACUGUUUCACCUCCAGCAUGUCAUGGAGAGCAUACUGCUGCAAAGACAGUCUCUGUUAUUUCUCCCAUUGUUACUACAACUGUUGCUUUUGGAGCUUCACCCUCCCAACCAGUUCAAUCAAUGCUAACCAAUAUUCAGGAAAGGAUGGUGGAAAUACAGAAUGAAAAUGUACCAGAUGAUGGAAUUUCUUCUCAACAGUCAGUUUCACAAAUCAUUUCUCCUGUUGUACAGACACAGCAAGGUCACGUUGUUGUCAGACUGCCAAAUCUUGAAAAUGUGGCAGUUAAAACAACUAUUGAAGAUGGGAGAGGGCACCCUGUUAUUGUUAGUGUUUCUCCUUUUACUUAUCCAGCCACAAUAUCAAGUUUCAUCACUGAUUCAACAGUUCCACCUUGUGUGACAUCUGCAAAACCCCAUGUUCCUCAAGAAAGAACAGAUAAACCUGUGAUUUCAUUUCCACCACCUCCUCCAGCUUCACCACCAGAAUUGCCAUAUAGCGCAGUACCCAAGGCUGAUUUUAACCAACAAAAGUCUAUUCCAACUCCUUCAUCAGGUAAUGUAACUCUACCUGAACCCCCACCAAAUGUGGCCAGCGUAAAUAUAAAACCAGCUGUGACACACAAAUCACCACCCCCUGUUCCCCCCAAACCUGUAUGCAUUCCCCCAGGACUGGUAUUUAGUCACAGAUCAAGAGAGAGCGUAAAGCCACCAGUUAGCCCUGAGCCAGUAGUUGUUCAAGCAGUUCGUGCUGCAACGCUGCCAAGAACAAGGGAACCUCCAAAUGCUUUGUCACUAAGUUUGACUGCCCCUGUAGAGACCAAGCACAGUGCUUCUUCACCAAAAUCACCUUUAUCACCCAGAUUUGCUAGAACUCUUGAAACAUAUGUGGUGAUAACAUUACCCUCAGAACCAGGAUCACCUGUUGAGGGCAUUACAACUCAAGCACCGAUGAGAAGAUCAUCACUGCCAACUCCCAGACAGCAUGUUCCAUCUGAUGCCCCAAGAGUGUUUGCUCCAUCUGCAGUGGAUGCACCUGUGUCAUUAAUUUCAGCACAAAUUGUAGCAGCCCCACCAAAGCCUACCUCAGCUUUAAAUACAGCAGUACCCCUUGAGGUGAUGGCACCUGACUUUGCUUCAGUCACAAUAGAGACUCAUCAUAUUACACUAGCUGCGGAUUCAAGUCAAAGUAUUAUGGAACCUUGUGUAACAGUCCCAGAGCUGCCAGUUGCUUCUGUACAAACAUUUGUUUCAGCACCUCUUGUAGUGGCAUCAUCAGGACUAUCAGAGACUAUGACUGUUGUUCCUCAUAUCACAAUGGAGAAUACAAUGCAUUCCCCAUCUGCCUUUAUAACACCACAUGUUGUAAUGGCACCAUCUGCUUUGAUUUCAGCAGCACCUGUUGCAGCACCACCACCACCACCACCACCGCCCAUUUCUAUGGAACCAACAGCAUAUCCGGCAAUGACAUACUCCACACCUUCCUUGAUUUCUCCUCUUGCCAUGGCUCCAGUCUCAGUGGUGCAUACAUCAAAAUCGUCAGAGGAGGUACCAGUAGCCUUAGCCCCUGUGUCAGGAGUUUCUACUGAGUCAGUUCCUCACUAUACAGUGAGUGCUGUGCAACAAGAACUUGAGAUGCAACAAAUGCAAAAAACAUAUUCUGCUCCAAUAACAGUAACCCAGAUUCCAAUCCCAACUCAAAAUGAAGACAUUCCUGGUUUGGAUAUGGAAGAAAUACUAAUAGUCUCAGCUUCUGAAGAGGCCUUAACUGAACUGGGUUCAUCACCAGUACCAAUAACACAGCUUCAAGAGCAGCAAACCGUUUAUGAGCAAAAACAAGAAAUUCCAGUAGUGACCUCUGCAACAACUGUGCCACCAGUACCAGUCACAUUUACCCAAUUUACAAAAUCUAUUGAGAGUCAAGAAAUUUGUAGACAAGAUAAAGUUAUAUCAAGCAUGAGCCAAGUCUACUCUGCAAUCUCAACAACUGAGCAGCGUCCUGAUGCAUUGCCUAAUCUCGUGACCCAAGUUGUCACGACUGAAGUACAAAGAACAACAACUGUGUCAGUUGUCCAGGAGAGGAUUCCUGUCGAACCCAUACCUGAACCUGUGGGUGCUACAAUCACAAUCCAGCCAGAAGUCCAUCCAAAACCUAAACAGAAUGGAAAAAUACAAUACCCUAGUGACGUUAUAGAUCUUACCACAUUUAAAGUUAAUGUUACAAUGACUGACCAAGGAAUGGAUUUGACAGCCCCAGAUUCAAGUAGGUCUUCCUUGUCAAGUGAAUCAAGUGGGCGACAGGCCACUGCUGUACAGCCCGAAAUUGUGAAUCUUAGUGCUGAAAUAAUCCCCACUACAACACUCUCUGUUGUAACUGACAGCAUAACAAUCGUUACUUGCACAGCUACAAUUGCCUACAACAACAACACAGUUGACAAGCCUCUGGACCUGGGAAAUGCUACUUCAGUGCCUCUUCCACUUACCACAUACAAUCCAUUUGAGCCACUUGCACAGAUAGUGUAUAGACCUGUAAAUUCACAACCUAAGGCUACAACCAGUGCAGAGAUUCCUAUUAACCUUUCAUACAGAGCUGUUGCAAGCACAGCUCCUACUCUUAUGCCUGUUACUAUAGCCCCGGUGAACUUCACAAAUGGCCCUGUUGGUAUACCAAUACAUACAGAGCCAACAGCAGUUGGACCUGUAGACCUCACCACGUGUAAGCCAAUGAAAACAAUGGUUGCUUUGUCCUCAUCUUCUGGAGUGGUCACAACUGUUUUGGAAGAUGACGGUACACCAGUUGAUCUAACAUCUGGAAGACGGACUGUUUGCUGUGAUGUAAUUUACAAGCUUCCUUUCACAGGGAGCUGCAGAACACAGCCUCCAGUGACCAUACAACCAGACAAUCAAAUUGGCUAUCAAAUUGAUAUUGUCACAACGCCUGUCACUGAAGAUCUCCGUACCAUGAAGGCUUCAAUAUCUGACAGUAAUUUCAAAGAGGCUGGGCUCUUUAGUUAUGAAAGGAAGAAUGGAUUCACCUAUCAGAAUGGGGCAUCUGAGGGGGCUAUUGAUUUGACAUCAGCUAAAAUGUCAACAGAAGAGGCCUUAGACUACUCAAAGAAAAGCACUUUGGCAUUUACUGGGAUCACCACUACUCCAUAUUCUCAAGGAACGUCGUUUGGCUUUAAUAGUUUGCUAAGAACGACAAAUGGCAUUGUUUACUCAUCGGUUGCUGCACCCGUUCCCUCCACGUAUGCAAUUACUAUCCAACCAGGUUCAAUAUUUAGCACAACAUACAAUAGUCUCACCAAUUCUACGGAUCCACUUUCAGCACUUCCAAAUCAGCCUGCUCCAUAUGGCUUUGUACAAACCACAGCCACAGACCAAUCAAUAUUCCCACAGUCUGAUAUAUCAAAGGAUAUCCUACCUUCUGCAUUAGCCAGUCUCCUUCCCUCCCUGACAACCUUUCCUGAGCUCUACUCGGAUGCUACUUUUGAGGCAAUAGCAGCCUCACUGGACAUGCUGGUAUCCCCGAAUUUCCCUGAUUUAGAUGACAGCAAGAGCCAGCAGUACAAGGCUGAACAUGAGUUCUUACAGUUAGAGAAGUUGAAACAGCUGUGUCUAGCUGAAGAGCUUGAAUGGGAGAGGCAAGAGAUACAGCGUUACCGUGAGCAAGAGCAGAUCAUUGUUCAGAAGGAGCUGGAGGAGCUUCAGAACAUGAAGCAACAACUUCUAAUGCAGCAAGAAGAGGAACGCAAAGCCCAUCUGAUUCUUCAGCAAGAAACCUUUGCACAGCAGCAACUUCAGUUAGAGCAAAUUCAUCGAUUACAGAAGCAACUCCAGCAACAACUACAAGAGCAAAAGAUAUACCCAUAUGGGUUCGGGCCAAGUGAGGGUAUGUCCCCACCCUUGAGCUCAGACAUCAUACGUGACUCAAAAUAUUCUGGGGGAGAUAAUGGACAAUUCUGGCCAGUGAAGGAUGACAAUUCAACAUCAUCUGCAGUGUCCACCCAUGACUCCACAACAGGUCAAAACUGGCUAACAACAACUUCUGGGGCUUUUACACAGUAUAGUUCAAGCAUUCCUGUAUCAGUGAGUGCACAGACAAAGGAUCAACUGCAGUUGUCCACAAACCUGCCAGAUACAGCCAAGCAAGAGCAAAGUGUGGGAUUAAGUGGAAAGAAAUUGAUUGAGAGUGGUGUUCAAACAGACGAUGAAGAUGGUGUUGAAAAGAUUCCUUCUGGUAGAAGGAGAAGAAGUAGGAGGAGUGUAGAUAGCUGUGUGCAAACUGAUGAUGAGGAUCAGGAUGAAUGGGACAUCCCGGUUCGGAGCAGACGCAGGUCUCGUUCCAGUAGAUAUGCUGAUGGAGAGAAGGGAAAAAGCUCCAAGGUAUCAAGUAUUGCGAUUCAGACUGUAGCCGAGAUUUCAGUUCAGACAGAGCAUUCAGGGACAAUUAGGAGAUCUCCUGUUCGGGCUCAGGUGGACACAAAAGUAGAUUUACACAGAGAGGGCCAAACAGAAAGCGAUUCGGAUAUUACAUCAGACAGAGAUAAAAGACGUCCAGCUCCUGCUGAGAUAAGUGUUAGCACACACCUGACAGCUGGUGAUGUUGGAGCAUCGUUAGUUACCAAAUCUCCAAAGGUAUUAUGCUCCCCGGUUUCACCAGUGUCCCCAGGGAAAAGUUCACAGAAGAUGCUUACCGCUGAUUCAUCAAGGCAUCUCAGUAGUCCAAGAUCACUAAGGGCCUCACAACGAUCUCUGUCUGACCUCAAGUCACUCAGUCCGACAACUGAGGACAGAAUGACGUACCAGUACACAGACACCUACUCUAGCAAAGGUUCUCAGAGCGGCACACCAGUUGGCACUCAGAAGAAAGUAAAACGCACGCUACCUCAUCCACCACCAGAAGAAGAUACCCUCAUUGGCCUCUCUGGGUACACCACUGCUUCUGCCAGAAGACGAAUGUGCAGGAACACCACUAUGGCGCGGGCCAAAAUCCUCCAAGACAUAGACAAAGAGCUGGAUUUAGUUGAACGUGAGUCCUCAAAACUCCGUAAGAUACAGGCAGAGCUUGAUGAGGAGGAGAAAGAGAUAGAUGCUAAAUUGAGAUAUCUGGAAAUGGGUAUAAAUCGAAGAAAAGAGGCUUUACUGAAAGAGAGAGAGAAGAGGGAGAGAGCCUACUUACAAGGAGUGGCAGAAGAGCGAGACUACAUGUCAGAUAGUGAGGUCAGCAACAUCAGAGAGGCACGAGGUAAUGGUCAUGGACUAGAACGGCCACGGACUGCCCCACAGUCAGAGUUUAACCAGUUCAUCCCACCACAGACUGAGUCUGAGUCUCAGUAUGCACAGCUUACGAGCCCAUACUCCCAUUAUCAAUAUGCAUCCCAAACAAGUCAGUAUCCUCAGCAGACAUUGUACCAGCAGCAGUCUCUUUACCAUCAGCAGGUGUCCCCCUACCAAUCCAUUUACUCAUCAGUGCCCUCACUCAAUCAGCAGUCCCAGCAGACUGGCUAUGACCAUUCCUCACUCCUUCUGAUGCAACAGAAACCCCGUCAGACUACUUUGUCUGACUUAGAACCAAAGAUUACGACAAACUAUGAGGUCGUACGCAACCAGCCCCUCCUAAUUGUCCCUACAUCCACAGAGAGUGCCUACGGAGUUUCCCAUCUCGGUGGUAAAUACAGUAGCCUUGAUCUGAGGAUGGGCUUGGAAGAGAGAGCCAGCAUGGCCAGCAGUCCCAUGUCCAGCAUAUCAGCUGAGUCCUUCUAUGCAGACCUCGAUCACCAUAAUGCCAGGAACUAUGUCUUGAUUGAUGACAUCGGCGAACUCACAAAGAGCUCCACGGGCCUUGGUUCAAGCUUCAGUAUUGCAGAUAAGGAUAUCAGCAAAGCUGACCGACUUCUCCGGACUGCUGACGUUCAUCGAACUGCAGAUGUGGCAGAUUUUCUUGGUCCUCUUCAGGCUGCUUCUCGAUUGCAUUCAUAUGGUAAAGCAGAUGAGGAUUCCAUGGAGGAGCCAUAUGAAUUGAAGAUGUUGAAACAGCAAAUUAAGCAGGAGUUCCGACGCGGUACAGAUAGUCUCGAGCAGCUUACAGGCCUGCCUCACUACCUCCACUCUGACACUAGUUUUAGGCAUUUCCCCAAAGCUGAGAAAUAUAGCAUCGGGAGACUAACUUUAGAGAAGCAAGCUGCCAAGCAACUUCCUGCCUCAGUUCUUUACCAGAAACAGCUAAAGAAUAAAAAAGCACUAAUUGACCCCAAAAUUACAAAGUUUUCGCCCAUCCAAGAGAGCAGGGACCAUGAGCUAGAUUACAGCAGCUUCUUGGCCUCUGCCAGCUCAGUUGGUGGACUGUCUGCCAGGGCAAGGCUCUUGCAGGAUGAGAUCACAUUUGGUCUUAGGAAGAACCUAGCAGAGCAACAGAAAUAUUUGGGUUCAGCUCUUGGCGCUAACCUGGCUCAGUCACUCAACUUUGGCCAAUCUCUCAACCUAGGGCCUACCAUUAGGUCUUCCCUUCAUGAUGAUGGCACCUACCCCAGUGGCACUCGGUCAAGACCUUCCUCUAGACCUUCCUCUGUAUAUGGACUGGACCUAUCUAUCAAAAGAGACUUGUCAAACUCCUCACUACGCCUGAAAACAGAGGGUGAGGGCAUUGAUUCCCAGUUUGUAUCUAGGGCUAAACCGACAAGUCUGCCAAUUAGUCAGAGCAGGGGUCGAAUUCCCAUUGUUGCACAAAACUCUGAAGAGGAGAGUCCACUUAGCCCUGUUGGUCAGCCCAUGGGCAUGGCCAGAGCAUCUGCAGGCCCACUCCCACCCAUCUCAGCAGACUCACGGGACCAGUUUGGCUCCAGUCACUCUCUUCCAGAAGUCCAACAGCACAUGAGAGAGGAGUCCAGGACAAGUGGCUAUGAACGGAACAUUGCCUUUAUAAACGAUGACCUUCAGGGGGCCAUGUCAGAUAGCGAAGCUGGAGGUCCUAGCUGGAAUGUGAAAGCAUAUCACCUUCAGCAUGAGGAGACAGACUGGUUUGACAAACCCCGCCAGGGACGUGGUGGACCAGAAGCCGGGCCAGAGAGAAGACAGAUGAAAGGCAGCCAUUACCCCUUCCCACACACUCGCAUCAAACUGCAACGGGACCCCAAGGACCACACCAUCUCAGGGAGUGGGCUGGGAAUCAGAGUUGUGGGUGGAAAAGAGAUUCCAGGGACCAACGGAAAGAUCGGAGCCUACAUCGCUAAGGUUUCAGCAGGAGGAUGUGCUGAGCAUAUGGGAAAAGUUGUGGAAGGAAUGCAGGUUCUGGAGUGGAAUGGAAUCUAUCUGCUGGGAAAGACAUAUGAAGAAGUGCAAAGCAUUGUGGGCCAGCAGUAUGGAGAGGCAGAAAUAUGUGUGCGCCUAGAUCUAAACAUGCUCUCCGACACAGAACACCCUCAACAACUGGAGCUCCAUACUCAGCUGAGAGCUGGUGAGCAUCAGCGUUCUCCAGGUAUAGACCCAAAGCAGCUGGCUGCAGAGCUGCAGAAGGUUUCGCAGCAGCAGGCUCCUGCCUCCGUGCUGUCUGCUCUGGAGAGAGCAGGACACUUGCACUCUGGCACCGGAUCUGCGGCUUCCAGUGGGGUCCCCAGCCCUGGGCAACCCCGGUCCCCUUCCGUCAACAAGAAACGCCAUAGUAGCAAGUCAGCAGAGGUUCUGAAGCCACAACCGCAUCCAGUCACUGGUGAAAUACAACUUCAAAUCAACUACGACAGGAAUAUGGGCAAUCUGAUUGUUCACGUGCUACAAGCUAGAAACCUCGCUCCUAGAGAAAACAACGGCUACACAGACCCCUUCGUAAAGGUCUAUCUCUUGCCAGGGAGAGGGUCUCCCUUCCUGGGCAGAAGUCCUCACCUCUUUAGUACAGAAAUGACUUAUUGGAAGGCUAAAGUGGAAGAGAUCUUCCUUAGAGAACUGAAGAAGAAAACUCUGGAGGUUACUGUGUGGGAUUAUGACAGAUAUUCCUCAAAUGAUUUCCUGGGUGAAGUGCUCAUUGAUCUCUCAAACACAGCUCAGCUGGAUAACACGCCUCGCUGGCACCCUCUAAAGGAACAAAGCGAGAGUAUUCACCAUGGAAGAACCCACCCUCCAAAGGGGCCCGGCGGCUCUGGGGGACUCGGAGGUCAGGGAGGCCCUGGAGAGCCAGGAGGUUCUGGAGGUCAAGGAGGGCAACCGGGGAACCAGCAGUCCCCUAAAACAUCUGUCAUCAAGAGCCGAAGUCAUGGCAUUUUCCCUGACCCCGCUAAAGACACACUGGUCCCUACAAUAGAAAAGUCCCACAGUAGUCCUGGCAGCUCCAAAUCGUCCUCUGAGGGUCACUUGCGCUCCCACGGCCCCUCACGCAGCCAGAGCAAAGGCAGCGUCACUCAAGCCCACCUGGAAGAGGCUGGGAACGCCAUCGCUGCAGCUGAGGCUGCGGUGCAACAGGCCAGAUUCCAGCCAAAUAAAACAAACCACAGAAUGAUUGAUGGGGAUGCAUACACUCUGGACAGUGAAGAAAACUUGGGCACUAACGCUGUGGACAGUGCCAUAUUUCAGGUCCCUCAGCUGAAAAACAUUCCGAAUGGAACAGAUAAAAUCAGAGGACUUGAAUCUUUGAACCUGUCUGAUUCAGAAGAUAAGAUGAUGGGUGAGAUCAAGGUUGCUCUGAAGAAGGAAAUGAAGACUGAAGGAGAGCAGCUGGUUCUUGAGAUCCUGCAGUGUAGAAACAUCACCUACAAGUUCAAAUCUCCAGACCACCUACCUGACUUGUAUGUAAAGCUUUAUGUGGUGAAUGUGGCAACUCAAAAGAAGAUCAUAAAGAAGAAGACCAGAGUGUGUCGCCAUGACAGAGAGCCAUCAUUCAAUGAGACAUUUCGUUUUAACCUGAAUCCCGUUGGCCACUCUAUUCAGCUGUUCCUGGUGUCAAAUGGAGGGAAGUUUAUGAAGAAGACCCUGAUUGGCGAGGCCUACAUCUGGCUGGACAAAGUGGACAUGCGUAAGCGGGCCGUCAGCUGGCACAAGCUAGUGGCCACAACCAGUCAAACGCAGCCGUAAUCACGUGCCAUCCAUCUCCCAUCGGUGCCCUCCAAAAAAGAGAAAUAAAACAGGAAAAGGUGGGUUUGUGGAUCUGGAAUGACUGAUGGAUCAUGAAAAGAGAAAAUCAGUUGAAUGAAAUACUGUGACGAAGAGUUCGAGGCCAUUUGAGGCUAUUUCCACUCCCAGAGCACUGCUAUUGUCUAUUUGAGGGAGUCAUUUCUGCAACUACAUUCUACAUCUAAAAUAUCUUAGGCAUGAGCCAAUUAUUACGACCAAUUAUUACAUUUCAAUGUAAUUUCAGCUAUCACAUGUCCAAAUUUUUUUUUGCAAAAAACAUUGUUCACAAGGAGACAGACGUAGUUCUUGACACAAUCAUGUGAUGUAUAAUGACCAUAUCAGACUAUGUUAUGCAUUGUAUAGAGGUUAUACUGUAAGAAAGACAAUCGUAAAUAUAAUGGAUUCCCCUUAUUGAAUGCAACAUCCAACUGUGCACAGUUCGAGAUUCCUCCGUUUAUAAUGUCAUGAGUGUCGUCUUCAAUGUUUAGGGAAUGUUGAAACUUCAGGUUGUGACUGACAUCAGCUAUUGGACAUGGAUCCAUCAAUCAAGUCGAGAUGAUCUGGUUUUCACGAAGUCCUCUUGAUUAUUUCAAGAAUGGCUAUUUGUUGGAUGCUAAAUGAGGGCGUGCUUUGUUUUUAGUGUCUCGAGCCCUCAAAUUUGGUUCUCUGAGGUUAAAGGGCAUCUGUUUUCUGUCUAGAAGUAUGAUUGUACGUGUCCACGAUGUGUGUUUGCUUUAUGAACAGCAUCUUGAAGUAAAUGUCAUGUUAGUGGUCAGAUGUUGUCAUCAAUAGUCGCUGUUUUGUGACCAAGUUGUAUGUGCAAUCCAAAUAUGCAAUGACAAAAAAAAAAAAGAUAAUGGUAAUAAUUAACGUACAUUUGAGUCCUCCUUGGCUUUUAUAUGAGGGUUCUGGCUCAAUUGGCUCAAUUGAAAUCCUGAUGUAAUGUUUGUUGUUUAUUUUGAUGGUGCAAGGUGUCUGUCCUGCGUCACGUGUCACUGUUCCAUGGUGGUGCACUUUUAAUAUUGUUUUUCUGCUGUAAAGUUCAUCUGUUCAUGUCGGUUUAGAUCACUGCCUCUUUAACCUGCACCAUAUCAGUGCAUAGCUACACUAGUAUGUGCCACUGAUGGAUAAAGGCAUGUGUUUUUGUCUGUCUAGGAUCUCAACACCAGACAGUACUUUUACAGUCAGUG